CACAAUUAUGGCCCAGUUCGACUUGUUGGGACCGCUCGUGAAAAUUUUGGUCAAUCGUUCUGGAUUCGGAAAAGCCAGUGUUUGGCACGCCGUGAUCGUGACCUUUCUGCACUUCUUUUCCUGGGGUCUGCUUACCGUGCCCUUUAUUGACAAAAUCUCGGGGUAUUUUGGUAAUCAGGCCCUUCUCGUCGAUGGAUUGGUCUAUGGAGGCCGUGGGCUCUUGGGCUUUGUGUCCACUCCAGUGAUGGGCGCCAUUUCUGAUUUCCGCGGCCGGAAAGUAGUGAUGCUACUGGCGGUUGUAGGUAACUAUUUACCAAUUCCAUUUAUGCUGAUGGAGGGGUGGUUGUUCUUCGUUAUACUUACUGUAAGCACAAUAUCUGGUGCACCUUACUCUGCGUGCUUGGCCUACGUGGCGGAUGUGACCAAUGUUGAGAACCGUUCAAAGGGAUACGGCUACGUGGCAGCCAGCUUUGGUGCCGGCAUAGCAUUUUCACCAUUUUUGGGAAAUUACCUGAUGAAGUCCUUUGGAUCAGGUUCAGUUAUUUUGAUAGCAGCUAUCACAGGAAUAAUAAAUAUUUUGUUUCUAAUUUUUGGAGUGCCGGAGAGUUUGGUUUUAAAGGAAACUACCUUAAUGUUGGACAAAAAGCAUCUUAAGGAAGAUUGGAACAAGAGAAUGGAAGAAGUUGACGCGCAAAACUCAGCCAUAAACCCAAAAGAAAAGAAACAGAUUCUAGAGGUGCAGAAAGAAGGACCGGCAGAAUGUUUAAACGAAAAAAGCGAAAGUGUACACCAAGAAAUUAUCUUAAACCCUAAUAAGAUUGAGGAACAGCAAAAGGAAUCUGAAGGGACGACAAAUGGUAAUACCACGCUGAAACCUUCUGAUCUUUGGGCAGUACUACGUAAAAGUAGUAAGGAUAAAAACCUGUUAGUUAUAUACCUUAUAACAUUCCUAUCAUGUUUGCCAUUUGCGGGAAUAGAUGCAACUGCGCCGGUAUAUCUGAAAACCAACAUGGGAUUCCAAUAUGAGGAGAUGUCCAUGAUGCUCGGAUUGCUCUCUAUCAUAGCGAUCUCAUCAAAUAUCCUGAUGGGUUAUAUAAUGAAUCUAGUUGGUGCCAGGUUGUUGAUUAGGCUGGGAUUACUAUUCCUUCUGUCGCAACUUUUGUUCUUUGGUUUCGGAACCCAGCAUUGGAUGUUCUGGAUGAGCAGCAUAUUGGCCGCCAUGGCCACUAUAAUACCAGCCGCGUAUAAUGCAGUGGCUUCGAUUUAUGCCAGUCCUGAAAAUCAAGGAGCUGUUCUGGGGAUCAUCUCUGGAAUUGAGUGUCUGAGCGAGGGUAUCGGACCCGCUUUAUUUGGAGUACUCUUCUACAUUUUCCAGGAGGAUUCAAAGGAUACUUUUACAGUAAUAUCACCAAUUCCAAUGCCCUUUUUCAUAAGUGGCAUUGGGGUUGCAGUGGCCAUUAUCCUCACCGCUUUAAUUUCGAAGCAGACCCUUGAAACGGAAAGUAAUGAGGAGGUGACAAGAUUAUAAUUCCAAAAACUUUUUGUUAUAACUCUCUAUAAACGUUAAUAUAUUUGUUAAAUAAACCUCAAAGGUAUUUUAUUAAGAAAUAUAUUUUUUUAGACGCCGUGCCGUGCGUUGUCGUCA
Molecule: messenger RNA, 1645 nt
Organism: Drosophila eugracilis
Lineage: Eukaryota; Metazoa; Arthropoda; Insecta; Diptera; Drosophilidae
Product: hippocampus abundant transcript 1 protein
Exons: 1
Coding region: 8-1528 (506 amino acids)
Biological process (GO): transmembrane transport
Molecular function (GO): transmembrane transporter activity
Source: RefSeq, a predicted model, not a curated record